AUUUGCAAGCAACAAACUUAUAAAAAUGCCGGUGUAUAAAAAUGAGUUUUUAAAAUGUGGUACGGUCUCAGCUGACCUGACAGUGAGGGAGGAGACAGUUCCAUAGUGUUGGAGCUAAAAUGGCAAAAGCACGGUUCCCCCUUUUUGUUUUGAGUUUGGACCGUGGGAUCUUUAAUAGCAAUUGGUCAGAAGAUCUGAGUAAUCUUGGUGCAAGGUAUUGGGUUAUGAGUUCAGAAAUAUAAGAGGGUGCCAUGCCAUGGAGGGCUUUGAAUGUGAUCAGGAGGAAUUGUGAUCAGGAUUUACAUCCUGCUGUAACACAAACACAUACAGUACAGACAGAGAGAGAGAGAGAGCAGGACUUGGUCCAUGGAAACACAAAUAUGUUUACCUUAGGGGCAGGUGAGGUAGUGGAUUAUGUUGCCUCCAGCUCCUUACAAUAUGUCUUCUACACAUGUGAGCCACACUGACAAUUAACGCUACACCAUCUCCCUGCUGUGCAAACAUAAACCUGCCCGUCUUUUGUGUUAGUACACUUCUCAUGUUAACUUUUCAGCUUGGAGUCGUGUCUAUAUAUCAUUGCCCCUUUCACUGAGGGUGUGUUUUCAUUCCUUGGCUCAGAUACAUCAUGUACAGCAUACGUCAUCACAUUCCUCUAUAGUUUACAAGCGGGCCACAGACACUGAACACACCUGUUCCUUCUACUCCUUCUUAUCCAUCUCUUUCCACUUCCAUAGAGGAAAAAAAAAACAUCUUUUAGUUUGCCAUCUGCACCUGCCUGCUCUCUCUGUGGAGAGUGCAUAUACAUGUGGAGUGUGUGUAUGCAGUGGGUGGAAAGGGGAAGAAGGCGGAGUUGUGUUUUGUACUUUAAUGGGUUGUGGAGAAACCUGCCUGUCUGCUCGGAGCUGGGAGAGGAGGAGCCUGUGGGGUGUGGGACUCCAGACAAAGGAGACAUAUACUCACUGACACUGGAUCACUGGAGCGAAAGGAGAGACAAUCCUCAAAACUUGGACUAAUUUUUUUUUUUGUUGUGUUUUGGAAAUCUUUUGUAUUAUGUGUUUUGUCAGCUGUAUGGAUUCAUUUGUGAGCUGAGAGAUGUUUGUGCCGGAGCUCCCAUAUGCUGUCCGCAGUGUGUAGAAGAAGUGUGUGGGUUAGUAUGUUUGGGAUGGAAAAGUGGGGCUGGCACAACCAACAGCUCUGCUCUUAGCUUUACGCCAUGGGGGGUUGCCAUAGUUACCCCUCAGCGAAGAAGGCGGACACCAAGGCUUUUCGACUUUCUGACAUCAACAGUGAAAAACUGGGAAUUAAUAACAAUUAUCUGGAGGAGCGUCCGUAUCUGCAGCAGCAGUACAUGUGCCAGCUGGUCACACACACAGAUGUGUUUGCCCUCACGGCGCUGCCGCCUGGCGUCGACAGGGAAGAGUGGCUUGCCAGCAACACGGUGGCGUUUUUCAAGCAUAUAAACCUGUUCUCUAGUGCGCUGUCUGAGUUCUGCACUCCCAGUACAUGCCCAACUGCCUGUGGACCAGACAACACGGUUUAUGUUUGGACCGAUGACCACGGCAGGAAGCUGAAGUGCUCUGCCCCGCUUUACUUUGACUAUGCCAUGUCAUACAUUCAGGAGCUACUGACUGACGAAGAUGUUUUCCCCACGAAAGCAGGUUCAGAGUUUCCAACAGGCUUCGUCUUUCUGGUCCAGAAGGUGUUUUUGCUGUUUUUCAGGACUCUAGCUCACAUUUACUGGUGUCACUACAGAGAGACACUGGCGCUGGGCCUGCACCCACACCUCAACACACUCUUCACACACCUCACACUCUUCUGCCAGCAGCAUGCCCUGUUGGAGCCGGAGGACACUGAGCCGCUGCACGACCUCAUUGCAGCUCUGGGACAGCAAGACUGACCCUAAACACACAUUGCACUAUCACACACACACUUAUAUACGUGAUAUAUCUUGUUGUAAAGCUAUAUAGUGUCUCUCACCACUCUGGACUUCACAAUAUGGAUUUUUUUAAAGGUAUGGAAGUUGUUAAAUAGAAAAUAAAAUACUGUUAAUGAACAGUAUUUGGGAGAAUGAAUGAGCCUGCUCUGCUUUAAAAAGCAGAACAUCAGACCGGAUCUUGCUCCUGCUGUAUAUAGUUGUCAUCAGUUAUUAUGAUAAUGUGUGAAACUUUAUUAUUGCAUGUUAGUGUCUUUAAUAUAAUGGUGCAUUAUUAUAUUUUGUUAAAGUCAAGAUCUUCAACGUCAUUCAUGUCUUCCUCACAGGCUUAAUACAGUAAUAUAAACAAUGAAUCGUCCAGUUCUCAGUCAAUAUAUAUACAUAUAUAUAUAUUGACUGAGAAUAUAUAUAUAAUAUAUAUAUAUAUAUAUAUAUAUAUAUAUAUUUAUAUAUAUAUAAACAAAAUGUGCCCUCAUUACAUUUUUAACAUUUGCAAAAACGGGUGAUUUAUUGGUACAAAUGUGAUUACAUUGUUGUGACGGACAAAGCCUAUCUCUGCAUUAUAUAAAAAUCUGUACUCUGUAAUAAAAAAGUAUGACCAUUUUCUGUAUAUAGUAGAUUAAAAAAGGUUAUCAAUUAUCUAGAAGAUAACAAAAAUAACAAAAAUUAAGGGAUUGUUGAAAUACUGGAGAAAAUCUUAUCUUAUUUAAUUAAUUUUCUCUACACUUAGUUUAGUAUCCUGCAACUAUCUCAUGUGUUUUUAUCUUGAUCCUGUAGUAACUGCUGGCACUGUAAUAUCAACAUGUCUCCAGCACAGGAACACAGCAUUUUUUAACCUUCACUGUCAGAUACAGUACACUGCAGUCCAUCCGUCCAUCCAUUAUCUGUAACAACUUCUCCCAUUCAGGGUCGCAGGGGGGGGCUGGAGCCGAUCCCAGCUGACAUUGGGUAAAGGCGGGGUACACCCUGGACAGGUCGCCAGACUAUCACAGGGCUGACACAUAGAGACAGACAACGAUUCACACUCACAUUCACACCUACGGGCAAUUUAGAGUCAACAAUUAACCUAAUAUGCAUGUCUUUUGACUGUGGAGAAAACCCACGCUAACACGAGGAGAACAUGCAAACUCCACACAGAAGGGCCCCAAACCGGGUUCAAACGUGCAACCUCUCUUGCUGUGAGGUGACAGUGCUAACCACUGCACCACCAAGCAGCCCUACACUGCAGUCUGUAGGCUAAAUUUCUGUUUUGUUGGCUGCAGCAAAUUGGAUUUGAAAUAAAACAACGACCAUGAGGGUAAAGUGCUGAGUUCCAGCUUUCAUGAGGUACACCAGAUUGGGUUAAACGGUGUGGUAACUGUAUUUAAAGUCCUACACUAUUCACCUAUUACAGAUUAAAACACCCUCCAGGACCCUGGAGGAAGUUCAUGGC
This is a messenger RNA of Sebastes umbrosus (honeycomb rockfish), 3365 nucleotides long. RefSeq names its product MOB kinase activator 2. NCBI's taxonomy places the organism in Eukaryota, Metazoa, Chordata, Actinopteri, Perciformes, Sebastidae. The record is from RefSeq and is a predicted model, not a curated record. Gene Ontology annotation, molecular function: protein kinase activator activity. Bases 1214 to 1897 code for a protein of 227 amino acids. Gene Ontology annotation, biological process: signal transduction; positive regulation of protein phosphorylation. Gene Ontology annotation, cellular component: cytoplasm; nucleus. The transcript is spliced from 5 exons.